AUGGACUGUUUCUACAAGUUGUUUCUGGCGGCUCUCUUGUGUAUCGUCCUGGUUGAUGUUGGCCGUUAUUGGUACUUGCAUCAUCACCAUACUACUGCUCUUAUCGACAAAACCUACGUCAUACAAGACUUUUAUCAGGGCAACGAUUUCUUCAAGAACGUACCACCUGUCUACUUUCAGCUUUUCUUAUCGGCUAAUUGUCUUCCACCAUCUAGUGACUGGAUUUUCGCCGUUGGCCCGGAUCCCACUGGUGGGAAUGUCAUCUAUCAAAGCCAAUCGGACGCGCAGUCCAAGGGACUUGCGUAUGUCAACGACAAUAACUCGUUGAUCCUUGCAGUUGAUUCAACUAGCACCGUUGCUGCUGGCGGCCAACGUGCCUCUGUUCGUAUAACAUCUCAGAACAGUUACGAUGGCGGCCUCUUUAUCUUUGACGCCUCCUACAUGCCUGUAGGUUGUUCUACGUGGCCCAGCUUCUGGACCGUUGGCCCGCACUGGCCCAUGGCUGGUGAAAUCGACAUUGUAGAGGGCGUGAAUAAUCACGACACAAAUCAGAUGACACUUCAUACUGGCUCAAACCAAACUUGUACCAACGAAAUGACAAAUAGUACCCAACAGUUUACGGGCCAGAUAAAAAAGAACAACUGUCACAGCUCCAGGCAUGCGGACUCGGGCUGCAGCAUCGAGGACACCAACACAAGCUCUUUUGGUUAUGGUUUCAACAAUGCAGACGGCGGUGUCUUUGCACUCUUAUGGGACAAUUCCGCUGGCAUGUCGAUAUGGCACUUUGCUCGGGCUAAUAUCCCUGCGGAUCUCAUAGCCCAAACGCCCAGGCCUUCUACAUGGGGCAUACCAGCCGGACUCUGGUCUUUACAAACCUGUGACAUCUCGACCAAUUUUUACGAGCACCAGAUGGUCAUUGACACUACUAUCUGCGGCGAUUGGGCAGGAGGUAGUAUCUACGCCCAAUCUGGAUGUCCAGGAACGUGUUCAGAUAUGGUCGCCAAUGCUACCAACUACGUUGAUGCCAAGUGGGUCAUCAAUUACGUCGCCGUCUAUCAUUAA
Molecule: messenger RNA, 1062 nt
Organism: Suillus bovinus
Lineage: Eukaryota; Fungi; Basidiomycota; Agaricomycetes; Boletales; Suillaceae
Product: glycoside hydrolase family 16 protein
Exons: 4
Coding region: 1-1062 (353 amino acids)
Biological process (GO): glucan catabolic process
Molecular function (GO): hydrolase activity, hydrolyzing O-glycosyl compounds
Source: RefSeq, a predicted model, not a curated record